Sabethes cyaneus is the source of this 919-nucleotide messenger RNA. RefSeq lists its product as uncharacterized. The transcript has a single exon. Gene Ontology annotation, molecular function: kinase activity. The record is from RefSeq and is a predicted model, not a curated record. Bases 178 to 765 code for a protein of 195 amino acids. Lineage: Eukaryota; Metazoa; Arthropoda; Insecta; Diptera; Culicidae.
AUUGACUGACGAUGGAUAGACUGAUAGUUUCAUUCAAAAUUCGAUUCUAUAUUUAGACAAUCCCAAAGAUACUCCUAAACAAAUUUUGUGUUUGAAUUAAUUUUUAAGUUAACCCUCGGACAAAUUAGAACUGACAAUUUACUCUUCUUUCUUCCAGUUUUCUUCGAGCCAACGGACAUGCGAAUUGCCUCCAGACCGUUCCAACUAUCACCGACUAGCUUCAAAGUUAUCCGCUUUAUCACACCAAAUUUAUAUGAACUACGAGACAUUGCCAAGACUCUAGGCUAUUCAGGAACCAUCCGCAAAGUUGAAGUGGAAAAUGUCGCCGAUCCGCGCAAGCUACUCGAGGAAGUGCACGAACUGGCGACAUUCGUUACUCGCUACGUGGACAAUGUAAUCGUCACACUGGGCAGCCACGGAGUGGCGAUCAUUCGCCGCACCUCGGAAAAGAAACCAUUUUUCGAUCGAAAAGGUCACUAUCUGAAGCCCGCUUCGGCAACAGAGGACGGCACAUUCCAGUCACGAUUCUACCGAGCUCGACCAUUGCAGCAGAUCGUGAACGUUUCCGGAGCAGGUGACAGCUUCUGCAGCGGAUUCAUAGCGGCCAUGUUGGACGGCCAACCGGAGUCGGUUUGUGUUAAUGUGGGCUUCGAGGCAGCCUGCUGUGCGCUCGGUUCGAAGGGGGCCGUAGCCGAACGUUACUUCGAUCGGGAACAUUCCUGCUGGCAAGCUACAAGCGGGGCUGCUUUUAUCACUUUCCAAUAGAACCCGGUAGGUAGGCGUCGGUCAAUGCGGGUCUGGGCUUUGCGGUGGAAGUAAGGCCCGUGAGAAUAAGGGUUUUUUCGUAUUUUUUUAAAGCCAAUUGCAUUUAAGAUAGCUGGUGACAACAAUGGAAUAAUAACGUCGCUAUUAUCUUUCA